AUGUCGUCCUACGGCGCUGCUUUGCCCUCUGCGGCACGCGGCAUUCUUUCAUCAUGCCGUUUGCCUCUUAGGGAGAAGUCAAUGUCUCCCGCUUUUUCCGUCUUCCAGCAAAUCCGAGGUGUCAAGAACAACCCGCAGGCCAAGGGCAAGGGGAAGAAGAAGGAAGCCAAGACGGAGCGGAAGGGACCCCGAGAGUUCCAGCAGAAGCAUUUGAAGGAUAUGGAGCAGUUUGCUCUGUGUGAUGCGAUGCGCUAUAUCCGGGCCAUGGAAGUUGGCCGCGAGCCGACAGUUUCGAAAUACGAAGUGCACAUUCGCAUGCGGACAAGGAAAGACGGCCCUGUCAUCCGAAACAUGAUCCGAUUCCCUCACGCUGUCCAAACCGAGUCCCGAAUCUGUGUUAUUUGCCCUCCCGGUUCCAAGCAGGCCAAGGAUGCAAUUGCCGCAGGGGCUAUUCUUGUCGGUGAAGAUGAAGUGUUCGAGGCAGUCAAGGCGGGCAAGAUCGAGUUUGACCGGUGUCUGGCUCACCCCGAUAGUUUGCCGGCGCUGAACAAAGCCGCGCUAGGUCGCAUUCUUGGACCUCGUGGUCUGAUGCCAAGCGUGAAGACUGGUACUGUGGUGGAAGACGUCGCGUCGCGUGUCGAGGAUCUCCGAGGAGGUACUGUAUACCGUGAGCGCGAUGCCGUCAUUCGCCUUCCGAUCGGUCAGAUGGGAUUCUCCCCGGAACAGCUCCGCGACAACCUGCGCACAACAAUUGAGUCGAUCAAGAAGGACGCCGCUGGACUGAACGACCGUAUCAACAAGGAGAUCUACGAAGUAGUGCUGAGCUCAACCCACGGCUCCGGCUUCAGCUUGAAUGGAGAGUUCAGAACCGACAACUCCCCCGAAACCUCUGCCUUGACCGGCGUGUAA
Messenger RNA from Penicillium cinerascens, 909 nucleotides. RefSeq names its product mitochondrial 54S ribosomal protein uL1m. NCBI's taxonomy places the organism in Eukaryota, Fungi, Ascomycota, Eurotiomycetes, Eurotiales, Aspergillaceae. The record is from RefSeq and is a predicted model, not a curated record. The transcript is spliced from 3 exons. The coding region runs from base 1 to 909 and encodes 302 amino acids.